AUGGCUUCUCGAAAGUCGUCCCUCGACAUUGAGAUGAUCGAAACCAACCCCAAUCAUUCUCCCACAUUAACAGACGACGAACUGCUAGUCGAAAAGAGACUAGUUCGAAAGAUUGACCUGAGGCUUCUCCCCCUUGCGUCACUCGUUUAUCUCCUCUGCUAUCUAGACCGAUCCAACAUUGGGAACGCUCGAAUCUUUAAUUCUAACACCGGCGAUGAUUUAAUGCAGACUUUGGAUCUAACUUCCCAUCAAUACAUCAUCGCACUUAUGGUAUUUCUUGUGGCGUACUCUAUAUUUGAGACUCCGAGCAAUCUAGCCCUCAAGACUUUUUCGCCUAAAAGAUGGCUUGGAUUUCUUAUAUUUUGCUAUGGAGCUUUCUGUACUGGUAUUGGUGUUGUUCAUAACUUCGCAAGUAUCAGUGCAUUACGUUUCUUUCUCGGAGCAGCAGAGGCGGGCGUGUUCCCAGGGAUGGUCUACUACCUGAGCUUUUGGUAUAAACCAGAAGAGCGCGCCUUGCGGAUCGCUGCCUUCCUGUGUAGUGCCACUUUAUCAGGAGCCUUCGGCGGUUGCAUUGCCUACGGUGUUGGAUUCAUGAAUGGAGUGGGUGGCUUGCAGGCUUGGCGCUGGCUUUUCAUCCUCGAGGGAAUACCAUCUGUUAUACUAGGAAUACUAGUAUUUCUGUUCCUUCCCAGCUAUCCGGAGCAAUGCGGCUGGCUCACCACAGAUGAGAAGGCUAUUCAGAGAAAGAGAAUGGGAGACACAGGCUCAAGCAACCAAAGGAUUACAUGGGUUGAUGCCAAAGCAACAUUACUUGACUUAAGGCUCUAUGUUCAUUAUCUUUCAUACAUUGGCGUGGGUUGCCUAAUCGGCUCCCUGUCUCUUUUCGCACCUACAAUUGUGCUAGGUUUGGGGUUUGAAGGACUGCGAGCCCAGCUUUUUACCGUUCCACCGUAUGCAGCCGCAUUCUUUUCCACCGUUGCCGCCGCUUUCAUAUCCGACCGAUUGAAGAUGCGUGGUGUGAUUGUGGGAUCUUCAUUGGCUGUUUGCUUUAUAUCAUUCCUCAUCCUAGCUGCUCUUCCCGGCGAGCAUUUUGUUGGUAGAUACAUUCUCUUGAUUAUCGGCACGUGUGGGGCAUUUAGCGGCUUGCCGACAAUGAACGCCUGGAUUGGUGAUAAUAUCACGAACACUACUGCUAUGUCUCUUGCGACGGCGAUCAAUAUCGCUUUCUCAGGUCCAGGCCAAAUCAUUGGAGUAUGGAUAUACCGCCCUGCUGACAGCCCUAUCUACAGCCUUGGUCAUGGAGUAAAUGCGGCGUUCGCCGCAUUUUCUGCAAUACUGUGCUUCAGUCUCUCUUUCUAUUAUCGUCGGUUGAACGUCAAAGAUGGCCGCGGCUGGUUUGAAUAG
Messenger RNA from Penicillium cosmopolitanum, 1404 nucleotides. Its product is annotated as MFS transporter. Gene Ontology annotation, molecular function: transmembrane transporter activity. Gene Ontology annotation, cellular component: membrane. Bases 1 to 1404 code for a protein of 467 amino acids. Lineage: Eukaryota; Fungi; Ascomycota; Eurotiomycetes; Eurotiales; Aspergillaceae. The transcript has 8 exons. Gene Ontology annotation, biological process: transmembrane transport. The record is from RefSeq and is a predicted model, not a curated record.